CCGAGGCGCGGCGGGCUCGGAAGUCGAGGCCGGUCAGAGCUAAGAAUAUUAGCAAGCCAAGUCAUGGAUACACCUGCGCGCAAGGAAAAAUCCAAAGUUAAAGAACCUGUUGGCAGAGUGGAGAAGGCCAAGCAGAAGUCAGCCCAGCAGGAGCUGAAGCAAAGACAAAGAGCAGAGAUCUACGCCCUCAACAGAGUGAUGACGGAGCUGGAGCAACAGCAGUUUGAUGAGUUCUGUAAGCAGAUGCAGCCUCCUGGAGAGUGAGACUGGCUUUUGAGGUCCAAGCAGCUGUCCUGGAGGCUUUUGGGGAGUUCACUUUAAACUGCAAUGGUUACUUGGGAGCCUUACCGAACUAGACACGAAGACUUUUGCAUUACUCCUAAAAUUGGAUCAGUCUGACUUUUGUCACUUUGGCUUUGGUGAUUUCUCCAAAUUGACCAAGUGCUCACUGGAGACUUGUUUUAUUCUAAGACAAUAGAUUUUAAAAAAAAAAACAUUUUUAUGUUGUGUGAGAAAAAAAAUCAGUGUUUCUUGUAAAACUCAAUCCCUGAAAAUACAAAUAAAAUUAGUAAAAUGUU
Suncus etruscus (white-toothed pygmy shrew) is the source of this 578-nucleotide messenger RNA. RefSeq names its product small vasohibin binding protein (gene SVBP). Gene Ontology annotation, biological process: protein secretion; negative regulation of protein ubiquitination. The record is from RefSeq and is a predicted model, not a curated record. NCBI's taxonomy places the organism in Eukaryota, Metazoa, Chordata, Mammalia, Eulipotyphla, Soricidae. The coding region runs from base 64 to 264 and encodes 66 amino acids. Gene Ontology annotation, cellular component: apical part of cell. The transcript has 3 exons.